Messenger RNA from Saccoglossus kowalevskii, 2339 nucleotides. RefSeq lists its product as uncharacterized. Gene Ontology annotation, cellular component: membrane. Gene Ontology annotation, molecular function: netrin receptor activity; protein binding. NCBI's taxonomy places the organism in Eukaryota, Metazoa, Hemichordata, Enteropneusta, Harrimaniidae. The record is from RefSeq and is a predicted model, not a curated record. Gene Ontology annotation, biological process: netrin-activated signaling pathway.
AUAAGAAUAUGAACAAUAUUGACUUGGAAAGAGAAGAUCAGGAUAUUAUCAAGGACGUGCUUGAUUUGUGCCAAGACUAUGGACAGCAACUAACUAUGGACAAGCUGACUUUGAACUAUCUGUAUAAACAGGGAGAAGCAGUUCCAGAAAAAAGCAGGCUGAUGGAAAGUAGACAGAUUACAUCCGACUUGUCUUGUAAUCCAAUUUCUUCAAAUGCCAUACCAUUGAAAUGCCAGCUACCCAUUCCUAAGUCACACCAAGUUCAAACAUGGAUAAACAAUGGCAGUCAAUAUAAAGAAGCAUCUUUGCGAAACACCCCAUCAAGUGAAAAGUUUCGAAUGUAUACAAGACCACCAACUCCCGAUAGUGGAGUGUCUGAUGUUUCACCAGUUAGCUCACCUGUCUGCACCCCUACCAGCUCAUCCUGUAUAAACCCACUCCAGACAAGUCAGAGCAAGAAUGAUGUUCAUCGUUAUCGACCGAUGCCUGCAUUUAUAGACAAAAACAAACACGUUUUGAUGAAUGAAACUCAUAGAAGAACGUUCAAAUCUGUUCCUAUAUUUGACCAACAAAUUCAACGUACACAGGGCUCCAAUUAUGAUACACAAAUCCUGGAUUGUUCAUGUUCCAUGUAUUCGUAUGAACCUAUCCCGAGAAAACCAUGGUCAGACUGUAUCCACAAACAAGAGUUGCUGGAAACUGAAUUUGGUCAAUGCAAGCAUGCAAGAUCGUGGGGGAAAGGACAAGUCAGAUAUCGGGGUGAAUUUUCACCAUUAGAUGAUGAAUAUGAAGCCAAAAUUCAGAGAUAUGGAGAUCUGACCAAGUUCAUAAUUGAACCUUUUAGUAGCAAAAUAUACAAAGAUGUAUCUAAGCAUGAAAGGGCUGUGCAACGUCAAACAAUGGGAAUGGAAGAGGCCUUCAUCAUGUCUGAAUCUGGUCCAAAGAAACGUACAAGAUCUCAGAAGAAAAGACCAGUCAGUGGCCAAUCUGAAUUUCAUUUUGUCUCCUUGGAUGAUGACUCAGUAUCCAAAAGUCAAAGACGUGAAAAGCAGAUUGAAAUACCCCAUUGCAAAGCAGAAACCUUUUCUAGCCAACCAAAAGAGGAGGUAGACUCUUCUAGCCAAUCAAAUGCAGAGGUAGGCUUUUCUAGCCCACCAAAACAGGAGGUAGGCUUUUCUAGCCAACCAAAAGAGAAGGUAGGCUUUUCUAGCCCACCAAACGAGGAGGUAGGCUUUUCUCGCCCACCAAACGAGGAGGUAGCCGCUUCCAGCCCCGAAAUGGCCACACAGAGUCAGGUCCUACCAAUCCUCAUUAAAGAUCCAAUGCUUCCAUCAGAGUCUGUCAUGCGCAAAAAUUACGUAUCAGGGAUAUUUGAUCACAGCGGAGGACAUCUGUUACUGAUGGAGAUGAAGGUAAAGUUGUUCAUCCCUCCUGGUGCCAUUCCUAAGGAUGUCGAGCAAGAAAUAUUUAUUUAUGUAUCUUGGGAAAAUCAGCAUCAACUGAAAUGUCCCAAACCGAAGACUAGUGCUGGUCCUAUCAUUAUCUGUGGUCCUAAUGGUCUGAAGUUUCGAGAAAGAGUGUGUCUUACUUUUAAUCACUGUUUUGAAUCCGCUGGUGAGAAAUGGAAACUUUCUCCAGUCUACACUGCUACAGAUAUUGACAAGCCGAGUAACUAUCAACCACUGAUAGAUCCAAAUAAAGAGUUGAGUGAGCAGACAUCAACGUGCUUAUUAGAUGUAUGCAACGGAAAACAGAGAGUAACUAUUCUAGUUAGUCAUUUCACUGGAUUUGGUUUGAUGGCUGAGCCAGUCCAGUUGAAUGCAUUGAGUAUUGCUGAUGCCGAGAUGGAUCCAGCACCUCCGAAUGUUCAGGGACUAGGUGUUGCUGGAGCCAGGAUUGAUCCAGUAAAUCCGAAUGGUCUGGGUCCAGGUGAGGCUAAAGCCAAGAUGGAUUUGGUACUUCCAAAUGGUGAGGGUGCAUGUGUUGCUGAAACUGAUAUGGAUCUGGCACCAUCUAAUGGUCCGAUUACAGUGCAUGUAGGUCUGGAUAAGCAGUGGAUGUAUACCAUGGUUUAUCUGUCAAUGCAGACUGAUAUACAGUUACGUGUGUACGUGGUGAAACAAAUCCCUGGUGCUGAACAGUGGGUUGAACAUGAGGAACGUAAACUUAGUAACCCUGGAAUGAAAUGUGAUGCAACUAAACAGCUAGCUUUCUAUCCAAACAAGAAAGGAAUUAUGGUCAAUCUUGUUAACUUUGAAACAGGAUGGGAGCUUUAUCCUUCACAAGAGGACCCUCAGCGGGUUAGUAUUCUCUUGCACAGUGCAUGGUGUUGGCAGUGA